UUCAUUUUCUCAGAACUUAAGUGGUGUGAGGUAGAUAGUUUAGUCGUUCUCUUCAAUAAAUCAGGAAAUUAUUGAUUGCUGCAUUAAAUCUCAUAUUAAUAAAUUUAGUUCAAUUCCUUUAAAAUGAAUACCACAACAAAUGGAACACUGUCAACAUCAAAUGGAAGUAUAGAACGACAAUGGGAGGAAUAUGAGAUUCCAGUUCCAUGGGGCACUGUUGCAGGUAAAUGGUGGGGCGAUAAAAAGAAGCAACCGGUCAUUGCCCUUCAUGGAUGGCAAGAUAAUUGUGGAACUUUUGACCGAUUAAUUCCACUUCUACCUGAAUCAAUAUCAGUGCUUGCAAUUGAUUUACCAGGACAUGGUAAAUCAUCGCAUUAUCCAAAAGGAAUGCAGUACUUUAUAUUUUGGGAUGGAAUAACAUUGAUUAGAAGAAUUGUGAAAUAUCACAAAUGGAAGCGAUUAGUGUUGAUGGGACAUUCAUUAGGCGGUGCUUUAAGUUUCAUGUAUGCAAGUUGCUUUAAUUCCGAGGAAGACACAGCAAAAUUCAUCUCAAUUGACAUUGCGGGACCGACAGUGAGAGAUCAUGUGAAACGAGCCGGUCAAACAGGCGAUUGCAUUGACAAAUUGUUGAAUUAUGAAACACUUCCAAUGACGAAGAUGCCUUGCUAUAAAUAUGAAGAGAUGAUCGAUUUAGUGCUUGACGCUUAUGCUGGAUCCGUUGAUCGAGAAUCUGUGAAAGUUCUUAUGCGAAGAGGGAUGGCACCAGCACCUCCACAUCUGCACAAAGAAGGUUUUCAUUUCGCAAGAGAUUUAAGACUGAAAGUCAGUAUCAUGGGAAUGUUUAGCGAAGAACAAGUUCUUACUUAUGCUAAACAAAUUCGCUGUGAUGUUCUCAACAUACGAGGAAAGCCUGGAAUGAAUUUUGAUGAUCCAAAUGUAUAUGAGAAAGUGAUUGAAGCAAUGAGAGAAAAUGCUUCAAGUGUUACAUUUAAAGAAGUCGAAGGAACUCAUCAUCUUCAUCUUGUGACACCAGAAAGAAUCAAAGAUAUCGUCACGGAAUUUUUGCUUGCAUAAUUUUCAAAAGUUCACACGUUAAAAAAAAUAUUAACUCAUUUGCACUUGACGAUUAAGAAAUUUUCCAUGGAACAAAACUCGUUAAAUUUAUUCUGAGGAAAGAAAAAAAAACAAUUCCAAUGUGUUUGAAAGUUUUAUUUGUUUAUUUUUUUUCCUUCGUUUCCGUACUUGAAGUUUCUUUUAGAAACUUUGAUUUUGAAUUAUUUUAAUUCAAUACAAAUUAAGUAGCUCAUAUUGUGACAUAUACAAAUUAUGGUGUAUGGUUUUUUAUGGUAAUUAAUGGUUGGCUAUUGUUCUAAACAACACGCUUUUGCUGUGACUAUAAGAAUUUUAUUUUUCGGCUAUGUUAAAUUAAUUAAUUAGGCUUUAAUUAAUCUUAUUUUUUAUUUUUCAUACAUGGAUGUAAUCUAGGGAAAAAGUAAUCAAUAAAUUGAUGUAAAAUGAUCAACUAAAUGAAACAUUUAAAA
Messenger RNA from Clunio marinus, 1541 nucleotides. NCBI's taxonomy places the organism in Eukaryota, Metazoa, Arthropoda, Insecta, Diptera, Chironomidae. The record is from the annotation of a GenBank genome assembly.